This is a messenger RNA of Xyrichtys novacula (pearly razorfish), 645 nucleotides long. Lineage: Eukaryota; Metazoa; Chordata; Actinopteri; Labriformes; Labridae. The record is from the annotation of a GenBank genome assembly.
AUGGUGUCUGCUGGGCUACAGAUGCUGGGUGCUGCUCUCGCCGUCAUUGGCUGGAUUGGUGCCAUCAUUGUGUGUGCCAUUCCCAUGUGGAAGGUCACGGCUUUCAUCGGCAGCAACAUCGUCACCUCGCAGACCUCAUGGGAAGGAAUCUGGAUGAACUGUGUGGUCCAGAGCACAGGUCAGAUGCAGUGUAAGGUGUACGACUCUAUGCUGGCCCUCAGCUCUGACCUCCAGGCUGCCCGCGCCCUGACCAUCAUCGCCAUCAUAGUGGGCAUCCUUGCUAUCCUGCUCGCCGUUGCAGGUGGCCAAUGCACCAACUGUGUGGAGGAUCCAUCAUCCAAGACCAAGGUGGGCAUCGCAGCUGGAGUGAUGUUCAUUGCAGCUGGCGUUCUCGUCCUGAUUCCUGUCUGCUGGACGGCUCACACCAUCAUCCGAGACUUUUACAACCCUCUGUUGGUCAGCGCUCAGAAGAGAGAGCUGGGUGCUGCACUCUACAUUGGAUGGGGAGCGGGCGCUUUGAUGGUGAUCGGAGGAGCGAUGCUUUGCUGCAACUGCCCCAAGAAGGAUGCAGACUCCUACACUGCCAGGUACUCAGCUGCCAGGUCUGAGGCCUCAGCACCAGCUUCUGGGAAAGAUUACGUCUGA